This is a messenger RNA of Salvelinus sp. IW2-2015, 1219 nucleotides long. It is a transcript of the gene abhd14a, whose product is annotated as abhydrolase domain containing 14A. Gene Ontology annotation, cellular component: cytoplasm. The record is from RefSeq and is a predicted model, not a curated record. Lineage: Eukaryota; Metazoa; Chordata; Actinopteri; Salmoniformes; Salmonidae.
UGAAACACACUUUAUAUCUGCCACUGCAAAUAGCAAAGGAUUUCACUACGCAUCCAUUCGCAACUGUCAUAGACUAACAUCAACUGCGGUUACCCAGCUAUCCAUGAGAUCAACCAUCUUUGGCUAAAAUGAAUUUUCUACGUAACCGUCUUGUUGUGCUGGGCCUGGUGUUGCUGGCCACUGUUCUGUUGUACCUGCUACUGCCGUCCAUUCGUCAGGGCAGCAUGGAGCCUUCGCUGGAUGUCCAGAGGAUGGGCCUGGUGGCUGUCUCUCCUCCUCCGCCUCCUGCCAUCAACGUGUCCGUACGCACAGGGCAGCUACCCGGGGACCCUCCACUCUUCUUCAGGGAAGCUUUGCCGGUCGAUGGAUCUGGUAGGCAGAUACUGCCCAGGCUGCAAGUGGUCCUUCUCCAUGGCCAAGCUUUCUCUUCCAAAACCUGGGAGGAACUGGGCACCCUGGCCUUGCUGGCCACAAACGGAUACCAGGCCUUGGCUGUGGACCUACCAGGAUUUGGGAACUCUCCAGACUCGGAUGCUGUGAAGACAGACCAGCAUCGGGUGGACCUUCUGGGGAGGUUUAUGGAGGCUUUGGGCGUGAGGACAGCGGUGCUGCUCAGCCCCUCUAUGAGCGGCCACUACUCCAUCCCCUUCCUCAUGAAACACAGUGCCCAGCUGCACGGCUUCAUCCCCAUAGCCCCAGUAGGAACCCGCAGCUACACCCCUCAGCAGUACCAGGGCAUCCAGACUCCUACUCUGAUUGUGUUUGGAGCGCUGGACACCAACCUGGGGGCCCAGUCCCACAAGAAUCUCAUGCAGCUCCCACACCACUCAGUCCUGAAGAUGGAGGGGGCGCGCCAUGCCUGCUACAUGGACAAACCUUGGGAGUUCCACCAAGCACUGUUGGACUUUCUCAGCAAACUGGAGUGAGAGGGGGAGGAGGAAGAUAGAUAGAGGGAAGGAAAGAAGAGAUGAACAGGAUUGUGUUUGCGUGGAAGUGGAGAAAUUAUACACAAAUAAGACAAAGGGAAAGUAGACCUCUGGGAUAAUAGGGCAAAGGCUGCUUUUGAUAUUACAAAUUACCCCGGGCCCCCUAGCCACCCUGGUUAGAGUGGCUUACCCCAGGCCCUUAGCCACCCUGGUAGAGUGGCUUACCCCAGGCCCUUAGCCACCCUGGUAGAGUGGCUUACCCCAGGCCCUUAGCCACCCUUGUAGAGUGGUUA